This is a messenger RNA of Acytostelium subglobosum LB1, 489 nucleotides long. RefSeq lists its product as hypothetical. The record is from RefSeq and is a predicted model, not a curated record. The coding region runs from base 1 to 489 and encodes 162 amino acids. The transcript is spliced from 3 exons. Lineage: Eukaryota; Evosea; Eumycetozoa; Acytosteliales; Acytosteliaceae.
AUGGAUGCAAUUAUUAGUCAACUUAAUCUUACAUCACAAGAUUUGUUGGGACUCCAGAUCUCAGGACUGGCAUACGUAGUCUUCCUCAUCACUCACUUUCUCAAGCCAAGACUUGCCUUCCAAUUCUCAUGUCUAAUCCUUGCUGUGUGUGCUGGAUUGACUCAAGGAUUUACAUUCGGAGGAGUCUCCAAUACCUUUGCAGACAUGACACAAGAGCAGUUGUAUGACUCUGGAUUUGCCUCAUUGCUCCUCAUCAUCACACUCAUUGCGCUCUACAACAAUGCAAAGACACCAUUGAUCUUGGGAUAUAUUCUUCAUGGAGGUUGGGAUUAUCUUCACCACCAUAGCUCGAGCAUCCAUAUGGCCGCUGCCACUCCACUCUGGUAUCCACUAUUCUGUUGUUCAUAUGACUUGGCCGUGGCACUCACCUACGUCUUUGUCAGAUACCCAUCAUCAUCAGAGUCAAGAAGCAAGUCAAAGACACAUUAA